AUGGAGCCCAGCGGGUGGCUGCCCGGCCCCCCUGCCGGCCCCGCACGUCUGGAGGACGCCCGCAACCUGGUGGCCUUCUCGGCGGUGGCUGAAGCGGUGUCCUCCUACCGGCUGCCCGCCCCGGCUUCGCCCUCGCUACUCUACAAGAAGUUUGACACCGAGAUGAGCCGGGGGGGGCUGGUGCCGCGGGACGGCGUGCCAAGGGGGGAGGACCUGCACGCCCUCAAGGCCGCCCUCGCCCUGGCCAAACACGGCAUGAAGCCCCCCAACUGCAACUGCGACGGCCCCGAGUGCCCUGACUACCUGGAGUGGCUGGAGCAGAAGAUCCAGGUGGCCCUGGGAGAGGCCCCGCUGCCCCACGCCCCGCCGCCCCCCGACAAAGGUGCUAUCGCUCCCCCCGCGGUGCUGGAGGCCACCGAGCCGUGCCCGUCGGACGGCCUCCCCUUUUCCCAAAGUGCACUGAAUAUUGCCAAGGAGAAGAACAUCAGCCUGCAGACGGCCAUCGCCAUCGAGGCGCUGACGCAGCUCUCAGCCACGCUCCCUCAACCUGGUGCUGAUGGGCCACCUCCCCCUCCGCCACCGCCGCCGCCCCCCCCCGGUGCCUCCUGCCCCCCCAGAGCCAUCAUCGACGUGGUGCCUCCGUCUGGGACCACUGACCCUAUGGCGGAGCUGGAGCAGCUCCUGGGCAGCACCGAAUACAUCGCUGUGGCCUUCAAGCGGCCCGAGGCUGGCAGAGCCCCCCCUGCAGCAGCCCCAAAGCCCCCGGAUCGGACGCCGGGCAAGGAGACGGCAAGCAGCCCCCACGUGCUGCAGGAGCCCGACCUGCACAGGAAGACACAGAUGGUCCUGCAGCAGCACCUGCACCACAAGCGCAGCCUUUUCCUCGAGCAGAGCCUCUCCGCGACUCCCCCGGAGCGCCCACCUGGCUGGUGGACCCCCAGCACGCCCAAGACCUUUGAGAAGCAGGCCAAGGAGAAGAAGAAAAGGAUGCAGCCAGACAAGCCAGCCCGCAAGCAGGUGCAGAUCAAGAAGCCCAAGCAGAAGGAUUCACAGCCGCUCUUCCUGCCCUUCUGGCAGAUCAGCCUGGAGGGGCUGCGGACCCCCGCCGAGCCCACCGCCACAGCGCCACAGCCCCCACCGCCCGCCCCAUGCCCACCCACUGCUUCCGACUCUCAGGAAAGGGGAACCCCUGGGGGGGACACCCACAGCCACCCGCUGGCGCUGGGCCCGGAGGGAGCGCCGCCCGCCAUGGUGGACGACAAGCUGGAGGAGCUUAUCCGGCAGUUCGAGGCCGAGUUCGGGGACACCUUCAGCCUGCCGCCCACCGGGACCACCGCGCUGCCAGAGGGGCAGCUGCCAGCCCCGCAGGUGCCCCCCACCACCGCCAGCACCGCCGCUGUGGCCCCCAGCAGUGCUGGCCCUGGGGGCUCCGCGCUGUCUCCGGAGAAGGGACCUCCCCCAGAGCACCUCUUCUCCGUGCGCUCGCCCAAGCAGAUCAAAAUCGAGUCCUCUGGUGCUAUCACCGUGGUGUCCACCACGUGCUUUUACUCUGAGGAGAGCCAGAAUGCCGAUGAGGCGGAGGGGACGCCCACCAAGGAUGAGGUGCCGCUGACCCCCACCCUCAGCGGGUUCCUGGAGUCGCCUCUCAAAUACCUGGACACGCCGACCAAGAGCCUGCUGGACACCCCCGCCAAGCGUGCGCAGGCCGAGUUCCCCACCUGUGACUGUGUGGAGCAAAUCGUGGAGAAGGACGAGGGGCCGUACUACACCCACCUGGGCUCGGGGCCCACCGUGGCAUCCAUCCGGGAGCUGAUGGAGGAGCGGUACGGCGAGAAGGGCAAAGCCAUCCGCAUCGAGAAGGUCAUCUACACUGGGAAGGAGGGGAAGAGCUCCCGGGGCUGCCCCAUCGCCAAGUGGGUGAUCCGGAGACACAACCAAGAGGAGAAGCUGCUAUGCCUGGUGCGUCACCGAGCUGGCCACCACUGCCAGAAUGCUGUCAUCAUCAUCCUGAUCCUGGCCUGGGAGGGCAUCCCCCGCACACUGGGCGACACGCUGUACCAGGAGCUCACUGACACCCUCACCAAGUACGGCAACCCCACCAGCCGCCGCUGCGGCUUGAAUGACGACCGGACUUGUGCGUGCCAAGGCAAGGACCCCAACACCUGCGGCGCUUCCUUCUCCUUCGGCUGCUCUUGGAGCAUGUAUUUUAAUGGCUGCAAAUAUGCCCGAAGCAAAACUCCACGGAAGUUCAGGCUGGUGGGGGACAAUCCCAAGGAGGAAGAGCUGCUCCGGAAAAGCUUUCAGGACUUGGCCACUGAGGUUGCUCCGCUUUACAAGAGGCUGGCACCACAGGCCUACCAGAAUCAGGUUACCAACGAGGAUAUCGCAAUAGACUGCCGGCUGGGCUUGAAGGAGGGGAGGCCAUUUUCAGGGGUGACAGCAUGCAUGGACUUCUGUGCUCAUGCUCACAAAGAUCAGCAUAACCUCUACAAUGGCUGCACAGUGGUCUGCACGCUGACAAAGGAAGACAAUCGCGUGGUGGGGAAGAUUCCCGAAGAUGAGCAGCUGCACGUCCUCCCCCUCUACAAGAUGUCCAGCACGGAUGAGUUUGGCAGCGAGGAGAACCAAAACGCGAAAGUGGGCAGCGGGGCCAUCCAGGUGCUCACAUCCUUCCCCCGCGAGGUGCGUAAGCUGCCUGAACCCGCCAAGUCCUGUCGGCAGAGACAGCUGGAGGCAAAGAAAGCCGCAGCGGAGAAGAAGAAACUGCAGAAGGAGAAGCUGAUGACACCAGAGAAGAUCAAGCAGGAAGCGCUCGAACUUCCUACACUCCAACAAAAUGCAGGUAUGGCGUUGAAAAGUGGGCUCUCCCCACAGCCGCUGAAACCUUCCAUCAAAGUGGAGCCGCAGAGCCAUUACAACGCCUUCAAGUACAACGGCAAUGCGGUGGUGGAGAGCUACUCGGUGCUGGGCAGCUGCCGGCCCUCCGAUCCUUACAGCAUGAACAGUGUUUACUCUUACCAUUCCUACUAUGCACAGCCCAAUCUGCCUUCCGUGAACGGGUUUCAUUCCAAGUUCACGCUGCCCUCCUUUGGGUAUUACGGUUUUUCCAACAACCAUGUGUUCCCCUCGCAGUUUCUGAAUUACGGGGUGCCUGAGAGGGGCGAGAGCUGGGUGAGCAACAGCUACGAGAAGAAGCCCAACAUUCAGGUGCUGCAGGAGAACCUCAACCAUACCUACAGGAACACGGAUUUCCCUGAGCCCAUCCCACACAGCGUCCGGAGCAAAAACCAUCACCAGCGCACCUACGAGCGGGCCAGCCGCUAUGCCAGCCAACAGAAGACGGCUGCGGCCGGGGUGCACAGGACUAGCACAGGCUCGGAGGAGGCAUCGCCGUUUGCACAGAACUGUUUUGGCAGCAGGGCCAUCAAGCAGGAGCCCCCGGACCCUCCGCCCAGCAUCGAGCCCCUGAGCAACCCCGCGGCAGCCGUGCCCGGCACCGGCCUGGCUCUACCUGCUGUCCCCGUACCGGAGCAGCAGUGGAGUCCUUACAAAACGUCGUCCCGAGGUUCGUCUUCCCCCGAGCGGACUAGUGCGGCUGAGAGCUCGUGGAGCAGCCUGGUGCCAGGCGCCGGAGGACGGGAGAAGCUGAGCGCCUUCGAUGCUGCCGUGCGCCUGCCGCUGCCGGAGAAGCAGUGGCCCAAUGUCCUGGCAGAAGAAACGUCGUCGUCGUGCAGUUCCAGCUUGCUGCCGAAGCCGUGGAGCCCUUGCAAGCUGGGGGAGACGGUGCUGGGCGGUGCGGGUACCCCGACCCUGCGGGACAAGGGCUGGGAAUUGGGACCGCUGGGCUUCGGCUCGGCCCUGCCGGAGCUGCCUGUCUUCUCUGAAGAGCCGUGGGGUUCUGGCAAGGCGGAGGAGCGGAGGACGCCGGCACCCACGGCGGGGCUGCCUGAAAAGCCGUGGGAGGCAGCGGUGCGUGAGAAGGGGGCAGUGGGGGUCCGUCAGGAGAAGCCGUGGGAUCCUUUUGGGCUGGAGGAGGGCGUCGAGGAGGCGUCGGUGAAGGCGGUGAAGGAGGAAGAGGAGGAGGAGGAAGAAGAGGAAGAGGAGGAGUGGUCGGACAGCGAGCACAACUUCCUGGACGAGAACAUCGGCGGCGUGGCUGUGGCGCCCGCGCACGGCUCCAUCCUCAUCGAGUGCGCCCGCCGCGAGCUGCACGCCACCACCCCGCUGAAGAAACCCAACCGCUGCCACCCCACCCGCAUCUCCCUGGUCUUCUACCAACACAAGAACUUGAACCAGCCCAACCACGGCCUGGCGCUGUGGGAGGCCAAGAUGAAGCAGCUGGCGGAGCGCGCCCGCGCACGGCAGGAGGAGGCGGCGCGCCUGGGGCUGCAGCAGGACGCCAAGGCCUUCGCCAAGAAGCGCAAGUGGGGCGGCGCGCUGGCGGCCGAGGCGGCCACCAAGGAGCGGAGGAACGCGGUCCCCACGCGGCAGGCGGUGGCCAUCCCCACCAACUCUGCCAUCACUGUGUCCUCCUACGCGUACACCAAGGUGACGGGGCCCUACAGCCGCUGGGUCUGAGGCGGAGGCGGCCGCCGCAGCCCUUCUUACCUCAAAGUCGGCAGCACUGGAGUCCCGGUGCUGCUUUGUGGUGCUUUCUCCUCGGGCAUGGGGGAGAAGAAAAAAAAAAAAGAGAAAAAAAAAAAAAAAAAAAAGCAGGAAAAAAAAGAAAAAAAGAAAGCAAAAUAAACCAACGUUACGCUUGGAAACAACGGAACCGACGCGGGUGCGAGCUGCACUUGGCAAAGAGUAGGAAAAUAGGAAAGGAACAAUGCUCUUUGACGUUUUUCGGUAACCUAAUAUUUAUAUCUCUGUGUUUUUUUAAUCUAUCCUUGUGCACUGCAAGAAUGGAGAGAGAAGUUUAUAGCGUCCUUUCGCAAAGGAGAGGUUUUUAAUUCCACUUAAAACCGCGUAUUUAUUGGAUUAUUAUUAUUAUUUUUUAAUCUGACGAGAAUGACGAAGCCGACCUUCAAAAAACGAAGCGAACAUCGAGGAAAAAAAUACAUGGAUAAAUUAGAAAAAAAGGAAAAAAAUGAGAAACAACCCGAACACCAAACCAGCGUAUAAAGGCAGAGGUGGAUCUCCGCAGUGCCGUGCAGGCGGCGCGGAUCAGGGGCGGCCUCACAGAGCCACCUGGAAACGAGUGCUCUAACGUCAGCCGGAUGCACCGAACAUCCAGUUUUUUUAAUUGUUGGUUCCCAAGGACCCACAGUGGCUGUUUUACAACUGGAGGAGUCCAUCCCCAUGGGUGGAGACCUCAGGGCAUCGUGUGGAGGGUGCUGCUCCCGGAGCUCCAUGCUUGGGUCCGGGGCUCUGCGCUCGUUUGGGGCUCCGUUGCCCUAAGGAGAAGAGGAGCAGCUCGGCUGCGUCUCCGAGAAACCCAACAGGAAUCAAACACGUAAAUAGGAAAAAGAAAAAACACAAACCCACAAAAACAACACAAAACUGUGAAUAGCUAGUGUUGCUCUCUGUACAUCACUGUUGCUGAAGUCUGGUGCUUUCAGUCUCUGGGGGACUUUGGCCGUACGAGCGGCUCUGGGAGGAGCAAACCCACACUCUGGGACUCGUCUCCCCACACUCUCAGUCCGAUGGGUGAGUCGGCGCGGCGGCGCGCUCCGUGUUUUUCUCUCCCCAGGUGCCAUCAUCUCACCUUCCUACAGGUUGCUGUUCUUCCCACAGUAAAAGAAAACCAACCAACCGACCCACCGACCAACAACCUUUCCAACCCACCCACCCACCAACCCACCCACCCACCAUCCAACAACACUGCGUGGUGCUUUCCCAACAACCUCAGCUGAGGCUGCCACCCUCGAGCCAUGCUGGGCGCUGGGUGCGGGACGGGGCAGCGCCGUCGCUUUGCACUUCCAGGUGCCUUUUGGGGAGCACGCGAGCGAGAGCCGGCGCCGUCACCGUGCUGAAGUCACUGCGUGCGUUUACUGCAACCCCACGCACCGGCGCAGCUCAGCAGGAUCUCGGUAGAACAGCCUGAACCUUUGUGUAGUCAGUCUGAUUUUAAAACCUGUACAUAGGGAAAGAAUUUUUUUAAAAAGCACUUUCACCUAGAUUUAAAAAUGAAAGCGAAACUUAAAAAAAAAAAAAAGCAAAAAAAAAAAAAACAAAAAAAACAAACACCCUCUCCCCCCUCCCGACAACUUGAAAGCAGUAUGUUUUAGACACAGUUAUGGUGGGAGAACUGUAAAUACUGGCAGAAUAUUUAACAUGCUUUGUCCGUCCUUCAUAAUUUGUUUUUUUUUAACUGUAAUCUGUAAAGUCGCAUAUAUUUGACAAGGAAAUUCAAUGAGCUAUUAUCGCUUUUCUUAUAAGUACCCAAUAGCAUAUCAGGAUUGUAGAGUUCAUGGCAAGUCAGACCUUAGGUUGGCCUGCGGGUGUCCUGGGGCUGCGUGCCUCAGGGCUUGGCUAUGGGUAUUGGCCAUGGCGUUCAGCUGUUGGUCUUGGCCAUCGGUCAUGGCCGUGGUUUUGAUCAUGGAGUUCAGCCAUGGGUCUUGGCCGUAGCAUUUGGCCAUAGAUCUUGGGUGUAAGUCUUGACCGUGGAGCUUGGACAUAGAUCUUGACCAUGGAGCUUGGCCAUGGGGCUUGGUCGUGGUUUUAGCUGUGAGUCUUGACCAUGGAGCUUGGCCAUGGAGCUUGGCUAUAGGCCUUGGCUGUAGUGUUUGGCCACGGGUCUCAGCCAUGGGGCUCAGCUGUGGUGCAGCUGCAGUGCUGUUUGGAGGUCUAAGAAUGAAAGAGGUCGGAUUCGGGUGCCGGCCUUGGUUUGCUUCGCCCAGGUCUUGUCUGACUUCCGUGCUGUAGGUUGUCGCAGGGGUGCCUUGAAAGCUUUGCGUAGAUGAUGUUAGCAAGAAAUUUGGGAGAAAGGGGCGCGUUUGGAGAAUGUUUCGGUCCGUGCAACCUGUCUAAGUCCUGCUUCCUUGGAGGUGUCUGGUUUGGGGGCUCGCUCCUGUGCGGCGUCCCCCCCUGCCUUGAAGGGAGGCUCAAACUGGUCUGGGGGGGGGGGGCAGUGAUGUGUGGGUCAGGGCGAGAACUGCUGCAGUCUCACGUUUUUACACUACAUUACGUAUAACCUACCUCAAAUCUCAGUCAUUGAAAAUUAGCAUGCUUCAGACUUCUUAUAUGAAAACUAGAAAACUAUGCACAGCUCUUUAACCCCUUGCUGCUGAGAGUCUGUUUUAAGCAAAAUCUUUUUCUUUAUCUUUACCAGCACCCGCGCUUGUCCCACCUGCGCAGAAGCCAUGGGGUGGAAGCACUGCGGGGACGUCCUGGUGCGGGGUGGGCAGUGGGGUGCGCUGGGGGCGGCGUUUUUAA
Messenger RNA from Lagopus leucura (white-tailed ptarmigan), 7377 nucleotides. RefSeq names its product tet methylcytosine dioxygenase 3 (gene TET3). Gene Ontology annotation, cellular component: nucleus. Gene Ontology annotation, biological process: oxidative demethylation; positive regulation of transcription by RNA polymerase II. The record is from RefSeq and is a predicted model, not a curated record. NCBI's taxonomy places the organism in Eukaryota, Metazoa, Chordata, Aves, Galliformes, Phasianidae. Gene Ontology annotation, molecular function: DNA 5-methylcytosine dioxygenase activity.